Molecule: messenger RNA, 1873 nt
Organism: Pterocles gutturalis (yellow-throated sandgrouse)
Lineage: Eukaryota; Metazoa; Chordata; Aves; Pterocliformes; Pteroclidae
Gene: CLU
Product: clusterin
Exons: 9
Coding region: 96-1475 (459 amino acids)
Source: RefSeq, a predicted model, not a curated record
GACACUCCCAACAAUUAGAUCAGAACACAGCCCAACCCCUUCCUAACACGAGGAGGAAUUCUGCAGAGGAGGUGUUUCAAUAUUAAUGAAAGAACAUGAAGUCCUCUUGGCUAUUUAUAAUAUAUGUGUUAUGGCUGAAUGGUCACCAGUGCGCACCAACGAGGCAGGAGGAAACAAAUCUCCGGGAAAACCUGAAGCAAUUAUCUGAAGUUGGAGAGAAGUAUGUAGAUGAAGAGGUAAAGAAAGCUUUGAUUGGUAUUAAGCAGAUGAAAAUAAUGAUGGAAAGAAAUGAAGAUAAGCACAUAGAUCUGAUGAAAACCUUGAAGAAGAGCAGUGAAGAAAAACAGCAAGCCUUGCGACUUAUGGAUGAAGUAAGGGAAAGACUGGAAGAAGAAGAAAGACAAUGUCAAGUAUCCUUGAAAAAUUUAUGGGAUGAAUGUGAAUCUUGUUUAGAAAGUACCUGCAUGAGAUACUAUACAACUUGCAAACAAGGUUUGUCAACGUUUAGAAGAAAGGUUGAAGAUUUUUUGAGGAAAAUACCUUCGCUCAUUUUUACUUUUCAUGAAGAUCAAGGAAAAGACCUCCAAUUUAACAAAAAGCCUGAGAAAGAGGAUACCCAGCUAGUAAAAAUGGAAGAUCUAUUUAGCCAACUAUUAUCAGACAUGGGCUCAAUGUUUGAUAGAAGUUUAAUUUUUUUCAAGCAAAUGCAAAAAGAAUUUGACCAGUCUUUUCAGACGUAUUUCAUGUCUGAUCUGGACUUGAAUGAGUCCCCCAGCACCCCAGCCUUACUUGAGGACACCACCAGAAAGGACGGCUCACAGAAGCCAGUACCCGGCUUUUUACAGAUAAUUUUUGAUUUCAGUAAGACUGUGUUUGAAGGUGUCAGAGAGGUGAUUACUGAAGUGUUUGAUGAAUACAGAGAUAAGAGAAGAGAUGUACCAGAACAAGCCAAAGAUCGGGACAGAAGUGGCAUGUUUUCAAAAAUUGUGUCAGGACACCAGAGACCUCUGUGCAGGGAGCUUCGGGAGAACUCCUCUGGAUGCCCACAGUUUCAUGAGAGAUGUCAGAAAUGUCAAGACAAUCUUUUGCAUGAUUGCCCAAAUGUUCCUGAACUGCACAUAAAGUUCGAUGAAGCCUUUAAGCUGGUUAAUCUCUCGGGGGAGCAGUACGAGCAGAUUCUCCAGGUGGUUCAGCGUCAUACAGAAGACACUUCCUAUUUGUUGAACAAAAUGAAAGAAAGAUUUGGGUGGGUGUCUGAGUUAUCCAAUAUGACCAUCGGACCAGAAAACAUUUUCAAUAUAGUUAAGGUGGUACCUGGGGAUCCCUCUGGCAAAAAUGAAACUGUGGUAGACGUGAAUAUUCUGACUUCACCUACUUUCACCAUUAAAGUUCCUCCCAACUUAGACCCAAAGAGUGCUGGAUUCAUUGAAUACAUAGCUGGCAAAGCACUGCAACUAUAUAAACAGAAUUUUUAAGUGGAAAGAAGAUGUGUGAAAUCUUUCUUCCUGAAAUCCAGUAUAUACUCCUUAGGUGAAAUACUUCUAAGCUCAACAUACAGCUAAUUGUUAAAUGACUAUGGUUAGAAUAGUUGCAUAUAAAUAAAAUUUUGCUUAGUAAAUACUGUGACAUAUGAGCUAUCAGCUGAAGACUGUAGAAAUCUUCUAAUUCAAAAACAAAUUCAAAUCCAUUUUAAUAUUAAUUUAUUUAGAUAAAAUUGUAUUUAUGUUGUAAAUUAGCUAAUCUUCGAUAACCAGCUGUGGCCUGGUUAUGCAAAGACACUUAAGGAAAUAAUCAGCUGUAAGCAUACACAUAAUUCCUAUUUGCAUACUUAAAUUCAAGCACAUUCUUAGGCCUUUUCAAGAUUGGUCCCUAC